Molecule: messenger RNA, 771 nt
Organism: Wickerhamiella sorbophila
Lineage: Eukaryota; Fungi; Ascomycota; Dipodascomycetes; Dipodascales; Trichomonascaceae
Exons: 1
Coding region: 1-771 (256 amino acids)
Biological process (GO): regulation of transcription by RNA polymerase II
Cellular component (GO): nucleus
Molecular function (GO): DNA-binding transcription factor activity, RNA polymerase II-specific; sequence-specific DNA binding
Source: RefSeq, a predicted model, not a curated record
AUGAACAGCGCUUCUAUUGCCCCGCUAAUUGUAGACGCUCCCUCGAACUCUGAGAUAGAUAGCUUCUAUGCUCGUCUUCUGAUCUCACCCUUUGUUUCUGUCGCACCAUGGCACGACGACUUGGGCUCAGCUCCUAGCAAUAAUCUUGAUUUACACAGGAAUUGGCCGCCGUUUAGACCUGCUCAGCUUUCUGCUGCAGCCAAUGAUUACAACUCUCGUAUGCUGUAUCAGAGAGCCGACAGCUCAGUGAAAACUCCCACAACUCCUCAUUUUUUCCCGUUAUCAGUUUUGAACAACACAAUGCCCAGUUUCCCUGCGCCUCCCCUGAACUCUGACAUCCCUGAACCACCUGAAGAUCUCAAUGACGACUCUGACUCAAACACUGAAUACCACACUCCACCUCCUAAUUUUGAAAUCAUCGAGACAAUCAAGCCGCCAAAAGAACUGCAAUUGCAAGCCCCCACACCCGCUACGUCGGUCUUCAUGCCCCAGGCAGACCAGGAGCUCAAGAACGUCGACAGAAACAGCUGGCGGUCAAAACUCGAGGAUAUCGUGAAGCCAAUUGAGCUUCCUAAUGGUCGUCACAAGUGUCCCGAAUGCGAUAAAUGCUACAAGUACCGCAAACAUGUUCGAAGACACUUUCUCAGCCAUACAAACUUCCGCCCAUUCAGAUGCAAGUACUGCUGCCUGUCGUUCCGCAGACUUGACUCCUGCUCUCGCCAUCAUCAACGCUGCACGUUUAGAAAGUACAGCGACAUGAAAAAUAUUUAA